AUGUGCUUCUACAGGACGAAGUUGUACAAGGCCUGUGGGCACACAGAAUUCCGCCGGUUUAUGUGCAAUUCGGCGCCCACCAACAAAGAUAGCACCCAGUCGGAUGUUCAUCGCGAUGGCAAGGUGUACAUCAAGAGCCGCUUCGCUUGUGGCGAGCAGCCGCAACACUUUAACGAUCUCGAGCGAGGCGUCUGCGGUCGCUGCCGUAAAUUAAGGGGCCAGGGUAAAGGGGCGCAGCGGAAGAGCGAGGUUCUUGAAAUAGAACAAUACCACCAACAGCCAGGGCUUCAAAUCUCUGUACCGGUAAGUGGAAGGGACGAUAACUUUGCCAAUACUCUCGAUUUGUUGAUGGUGUUUGUGGAGAAGUCGGAUGCCAACAAGUCCAAGGAUGACCCCGAGCAGCUAAUGAUCCAAUCCUUCUUGCCGAGGGGUGGAAGAAACGAUAACUAUGCCAACAUCGAAGAGUUGCUGAUGGUAGAUUUUCUGAAUCGCUGUAUCGAAGAGACCAAGCAUGGCGCGAAGACUGAUAAGGUCGAUAUGGUUACCGCAGACGUUACGAAGGAUUGGAUCCUGUUCAAGUCGGAGAUCAAGGAGGCGAUAGAGGAAUGUCGCCAAAUACGUGAGGAGUACCAGACCGCGCAGUGUCAGGUUAGUCGCAUGUUGGAGGCCCUCAACAAUGAAGGAGAACAUCAUCUGGCAGGAAUCAGCGACAAUGUCGAACUUCCACCCACCAGCAUCGAACCCAAGAAGCCAGAACAACCACGACAUGCAAAGCAAGCAGCAACUCACCUGCUCCCUUCCCGCUCCAGCACACACCCACUCUCGCACUCGGCGACCAAGGUCCGUCGGGAUCUCCUUGCGGCAAAGGGUCGAGUCCGGUCCAUGAUUCAGGCCAUCAACGGCAACAGCGAACACACAGCAAGACCACAGCCUCCCGUUUUCCGUGAAAAGGAGUCAACAAGCCAGUCCAUCCCGCCCCUGCCAUGUCCCGAACCUCCAACUCUGACCAAGUCGGCAAAGCUGAAGGUCCUCACCCAACACAGCUUUCACAGACUACCGCCCAUUCCGGAGGAGCCCGAUUCCCAAGCCUUGAUCGUCGCGAAUUCAGCCGUAAACACGGUCGUCCUCCGCCGGGCCAAGGCGAUCGAAGUUCGAAAUCUCAACGCCUUCCACUGCCCGGUUAGGCAACCGCGCUUCGGGCUCAAGCGGGCGGUGUUGGCUCCGCCUGUUCCCAGGCAUUCGACGCCGCCAGUUGCUGUACCCUGCUCGAAAUUCGCGGAUCUUGGGCGGCGCAGAGUGUCAAAACUAGAAGAAGGAUAUGGAGCGCAGUUGGAGGGGAAGGCGGACGCCGCGGACCGGAGAAACUUGCAAAACGGGGACAUUUGCGGCCGGCAUUGGAAUUGA
This is a messenger RNA of Neurospora hispaniola, 1404 nucleotides long. RefSeq lists its product as uncharacterized. The transcript is spliced from 2 exons. The record is from RefSeq and is a predicted model, not a curated record. NCBI's taxonomy places the organism in Eukaryota, Fungi, Ascomycota, Sordariomycetes, Sordariales, Sordariaceae. Bases 1 to 1404 code for a protein of 467 amino acids.